This is a messenger RNA of Henningerozyma blattae CBS 6284, 1209 nucleotides long. It is a transcript of the gene ERG12, whose product is annotated as mevalonate kinase. The transcript has a single exon. Bases 1 to 1209 code for a protein of 402 amino acids. The record is from RefSeq and is a predicted model, not a curated record. Gene Ontology annotation, cellular component: cytoplasm. Gene Ontology annotation, molecular function: ATP binding; mevalonate kinase activity. Gene Ontology annotation, biological process: ergosterol biosynthetic process; isoprenoid biosynthetic process. NCBI's taxonomy places the organism in Eukaryota, Fungi, Ascomycota, Saccharomycetes, Saccharomycetales, Saccharomycetaceae.
AUGCCAUUACCUAUCCUAACCUCAGCUCCAGGGAAAGUCAUCCUUUUUGGCGAACAUGCCGCUGUGUAUGGAGAACCUGCCAUCGCUGCAGCAGUUUCGUCUUUAAGAACUUAUUUACUAGUUUCAAACGCCAAUGAUCCAAACAUCAUUCAAUUGGAUUUCCUAGAUAUAAAAUUAACUCAUCAAUGGGAAUGUAAUGAUUUCUCAACAAUCCCCACCAUUCAACCUUCCACCAAAGAAUUGGAUUCAACUCUUUUAAAAUCAAUCGAUCCUUUAUUAUCCUCAUUCAAAUCUAAUCCUUUACAUCAUCAAGCCGCCUUAACUUUUCUCUAUUUAUUUUUUUCCUUAAUUCCAAAUUUAAAAGGUUUAAAAUUCUCUGUAAGAUCCACUCUCCCCGUGGGUGCUGGUUUAGGUUCUUCGGCCUCUAUCUGUGUUUCUCUUUCCACUGCUUUAUUACAUCUGGCUAAGUUGAUUUCUAUCCCCCUAAAUAAAGCACAAUUGAAAUUAAUCAAUGAUUGGGCUUUCAUUGGUGAAAAAUGCAUGCAUGGUAACCCUUCAGGGAUAGACAAUACCGUGGCUACUUAUGGUAAUUCCAUUCUAUUGAAUUCACAAUCACAUGAAAUUAUAGAUAUAGAUUUGCCUAUCUUAUUAACAUAUACAAAGAUCCCAAGAUCUACAAAACAACUGGUUUCUAACGUAAGACACAUGUACAACUCUCAUCAUGCUAUUGUCUCCAAGAUUUUAUCCUCAAUAGGCCACAUCACUCUUGAAUCCAAAGAUUUAUUACUUGCAGACGCAUCAGACAUAGAUUCUUUGGGUGAAUUGAUUAAUAUUAAUCAACAUCUAUUACAAAGCAUAAAUGUCUCUCAUCCAAUGAUUGAAAAAAUUAUAAAAUUAACAAAUCAAUUCCAAAUUGGUUAUACUAAAUUAACAGGUGCAGGUGGUGGUGGUUGUACUCUAACACUUUUGAAAAAAGAUGUAGACCGUAAAGAUGUAGACCGGUUCAUUAAUAUCUUGAAGAAAGAUUAUAAUUUUGAUGUAUUUGAAACGAACUUGGGUGGUUUUGGUACAGGUGUAUUGGAAUUGGAUAAUAAAAAUAAAGAACUGGAUGAUAGAGUCAAACAAUGUUUUGAAAUUAAAUCUUUGGCAUCAAGGGAACAAUUGGAUCAAAUUUUGCUACCAUUAUGUAAUAAUACAACUUUGAAUUAA